This is a messenger RNA of Numida meleagris (helmeted guineafowl), 2500 nucleotides long. RefSeq names its product WAP four-disulfide core domain protein 3-like. Gene Ontology annotation, cellular component: extracellular region. Gene Ontology annotation, molecular function: peptidase inhibitor activity. The transcript has 6 exons. Gene Ontology annotation, biological process: innate immune response; antibacterial humoral response. Bases 1347 to 2195 code for a protein of 282 amino acids. The record is from RefSeq and is a predicted model, not a curated record. Lineage: Eukaryota; Metazoa; Chordata; Aves; Galliformes; Numididae.
AGCCUCCUCCAUCCCGGCUGCAGGGAAGCUGCUGCCCAAUGCGACGUCACACGGCCCGGCCCCUUGUGCCCUCCUGUCUCGGCCCCAGCCGGGAUCCCAGCAUGGAGCCUUCAGCCUCAGCUCCCACUCCAGGGCCCCGCUCGGGGCGUGCCGCAGCCCCCUGCACUCUCGCCAAUAAAGCAGCCGCUCCCUGCCCCGUUUGUGGCCGCGUCUCCGUCCUGCUGCGCUCCCGGCUGGGCAGCUCCCGGCUGCACUCUGCUUCAGGGUGCCCCAAUGGGUGCUGGCACAACAGUGUCUGGAAGGGUCUGCACCAGACAAACGCCCUCCCCGAGCCAUCACUGUUCCCACAGUGCUGAUCCCAGGCCCCAUUUUCCCAAGGCUUCCCAGCCCAUGCUCCUGCUCAGCACUGUCCCACAGCCCCAGCUGCUCCAAUGUUUGCUCCUCAGCCUGUUAAGGGAUGUGCUCCAGCUGGGGCAUGAUAUGCAGUUGCAGCUGUGUCCAUGGAGCGGAGCUCUGCCAUGGCUUAGGGGGAUGGCGAUGCUGCUGCUGCUGUGUGCAAUGGCACAGCGUCUCUCAAAGCUCCUCCUGCACUACGCACUCCCAGCCCACCAGCAGCACAGUGCCCACAGCAGGAGCCUGAUGGAGCCGUGGGCAGCAAAACCUGCACGUCCCUGCCCCAUCCCUGCCCACCCUGCUCAGAGCCAGUCCUCGCUCCUGCUGCUUUUCCACUCUCCCCAGGAACCCCUCAGCUCUCAGAGACAGUGGGAGCCGAGGAGCCCCCAAGACCAGAGCAAACGGUCCCAUGGGGCCUCUGAAGGCCUGGCACUGCUGGGGAAUAGCACAGAGCACAGCUGAGCCAGGCACACACAGCUGCCCUGCAGCCUGUCCCGCACAGCCUGGUGCCAGCAGCACGGGUGUGUCCCCACACAUGUCGCACCACAGCUCUGCAGCAUCGCUCCCUGCUCCAUGCACGCCAGGAGGUGACACCGACGCUCCCUGGGCAGGAUGGAGUGGGCUCUGGGGUGCAGCAAUGGGAUGUACAGGCUCACCGGGCUCUCCCAGGUGCCUACACUGGGGAGCGCAAGUAGCAGGGUUGGGGAGCAGCUCCCAAGUGCCCCGGCCUGCCUGUUUGCGGGUCACCGGUGACCUGGAAAGGGAGCACUGCAGGGGAUGCGGCAGCCAUGGGCCGGGAGCCCAGCACUGCUCUGGGAGUCUCCCUCGCAGUGAAUUGUUCAUGCCCAGUGCUCCCACAGCCCUGGAAACGCGCGCUGCCAUGGGCCGGUGCCCCCCAGCAGAUUUAAAUACCGACUGGCAGUCGCAGCACCACAGCUCCCCCCAGCAGCACCAUGCCCAGCACCUGUGCCCUCGCGCUGCUGUUCCUGGCCCUGUGUGCCGAGCUGCUGCCUGCCCCAGCCCAGCAGCACCGCGGGGAUCGUGGCAAUGCCCCCGCCGCCAGCUCCCCACCACGCCGGGCACAGCGGGGCCAGCGGCAACCAGCAGCCCUGCCUGCCCCCAGCAAAGCAGGCAUGUGCCCGGCCGUGGGGAGCAGCUCCGCGCGCCCCACCAGGAGGUACUGCCUGUCUGACCACAGCUGCCCCAAUGCUGAGAAGUGCUGCCUCCUCGGGGACGUGCGCGCCUGCCUGCUCCCUACCGCAGAGAGCCCGGGCAGCCCCGGGGUGGUGAACUGCAGGGUGAGCUGCUGCAAUGAGACGGUGUGUGGCCAUGGGGAGAGAUGCUGCGUCCGCUGUCUGCGAACUGAGCCGGCGAAAUCUGGGCUUUGUCCACGGAAGCGAGCCCAGCAUGAUGCUGCCUGCCCUGACCUGUGUACCAACGACAGGGACUGCCCCGGGGACCAGAAGUGCUGCUUCUCUGGCUGCGGGUUGGCCUGCACCCCCCCCUACACAGCGAAGGCCGGUGCAUGCCCCGUGGUGCUGCGGGGCUCCCUGGGCCCCUGUCUGGAGCGGUGUGACAGCGAUGCCGACUGUCCUGGGGCCAAGAAGUGCUGCACCACCGGCUGUGGCCACAUCUGCAAACUGCCCACCGAGGUGAGGCCAGGUCUCUGUCCUGCUGCAACCACCAGGGCUGGUGAGUGCCUCAUCCUAUGCCUGGAGGACAAGGACUGUCCACCCAGCCAGAAGUGCUGCCUGCAGGACUGUGGCCGUGCGUGCAUCCUGCCACUGCAGGGCACAGCCUAGCCCUGGCCAGGGGUUGGCACUGGGAGUUGCCAUUUUGGGGCCAUUCCACCCCACCAUCAUCGCAGCAUCCCCCGCCCCACUGCUUCCAUCCCUCUGGCAGCACCUCCGGCCGGGGGGGACCAGCAUUGUUUGACCCACUCUUGCCAGGGUCUCUGCCACCCCCACCUCCCACAGCUGUGCUCCAGGGACAAAGGCAAACCUCCACAUCCAGCCCCUCUGUGCGUGCCAGACUGUGCAUGGCACAGACACCCCCAGUCUGCCUGGAAAUACUGACCCAGAAUAAACCAGCAUGUGGCAGCUCAGAA